Bufo bufo (common toad) is the source of this 2304-nucleotide messenger RNA. RefSeq names its product beta-1,4-galactosyltransferase 3-like. The coding region runs from base 549 to 1607 and encodes 352 amino acids. Gene Ontology annotation, molecular function: glycosyltransferase activity. Gene Ontology annotation, biological process: carbohydrate metabolic process. The record is from RefSeq and is a predicted model, not a curated record. NCBI's taxonomy places the organism in Eukaryota, Metazoa, Chordata, Amphibia, Anura, Bufonidae. The transcript is spliced from 7 exons.
AGUCACGUGGUAUAGGGGGCGCAGCACAUGUGCCAGGAAUCCCCCUUCGCUCCUCCCAUAGGCGACCCCGAGCAGGGACACGUGACUGGGGGCAGCACCCCUUCCCGGCGGCUGGGAUUUGGGGGAGACAGAAGCCCGGGGCUCCCGGAGGUCGGUGCUGGCGGCUGAUGCCUGAGGAGCCAACGUCUGAACAUGUUCCUCUGCCGAUGCUACCCAGGAUCCCGGUGAAACGGCAGCUGUCUCCAAAGAAGGGAAAGCGGCUCAUGUGCCUUACCUCCCCCCCGCCUGUGAAUUAUAUUUUUUUUACAAUCUUAAGAAGUUUUCUGCAGAGUCUUCUCCUCCGCUCCGCCGUGUUAAAUUCCUUUUUGAAGCUUCCCCGUCUCGGCGUGAUGCAGCCUGCGGAGAAGAGAUGACACAUCUUGUUAUCCUUCUGGAUCCGAAGACGAGUAGACACUUGCCGCUUACUGAACCUUAAAGUGCAGGAGACACGUGGAGGUGGAUUCAAUUUUUUUUUUUUUCUUUCUUUUUUUUCCACUUCUCUAAAAACCAUGGCCAUCGCCAAAGGCAGGUACUUGCUGGUGUUCCUCUGCGUCCAGCUGGUGGUUAUGGCCCUGCUGUACAGAGAAGGUUACCGCAGGCGGGUGGCCUAUUUUUUUGGUAUAUUAUAUAAGAAUGGACCCCACUCUCUAGCGCUCCUGAACCCCCAGAACCUCUCAUUGCCCGGUGACGUUUACGCCAAUCUCAGUUUGAUAGCCAAGCGGCAAGAUCGGCUGCCCUACUGCCCCGAGACUUCUCCUCUCAUAGGAGGGCCAAUCCGGGUCCAGUUACCGGAGAUCUUGUCACUGGAAGACGUGGUCCAGAAGAACCCGUAUGUGACCAAAGGAGGUCGGUACAAGCCACCCGACUGCGAGUCCACACAUAAGACCGCCAUCAUCAUCCCUCACCGCAACCGGGAACAGCACCUUAAAUAUCUCCUGUAUCACCUGCACCCCUUCCUGCAGCGGCAGCAGCUCAACUACGGGAUCUACAUCAUCCAUCAGGCGGGGAAUUAUACAUUCAAUCGGGCCAAGCUGCUGAACGUCGGCUUUAAAGAAGCGAUGAAGGACGAGGAUUGGGACUGCAUGUUCUUCCACGAUGUGGAUCUCAUCCCCGAGGACGAUCGCAACUUCUACACCUGCGACAAGUACCCGAAGCACGCGUCCAUCGCCAUGGACAAGUUCGGUUACAAGUUACCUUACAAGUCGUACUUUGGAGGGGUCUCAGCCCUUACCCCCGAACAGUACAUGAAGAUCAAUGGAUUUCCAAAUAACUACUGGGGGUGGGGCGGCGAGGACGAUGACAUCGCAGUCAGGGUGGCACUGAGCGGCAUGCUAAUAUCUCGGCCGACCGUGAGACACGGAAGGUAUAGGAUGAUAAAACACGGGCACGACAAAGGAAACGAGCAGAAUCCAAAGCGGUUCAACCUCUUAGCGAAGACGAGGCGGACGUGGAAACAGGACGGGAUGAACUCCCUGCAGUAUCGCCUCCUGUCCAAGGAGCUGCUCCCUCUCUACACCAACAUCACCGUAGACAUCGGCACCGACAAAGGCGUGCGGCCCCACACGUGAGACUGUCCCCUGCCCCCCUCUCAACCAGCUGUGCCCUACCCUCCGGGGUGACAACGGCCCGACACACCCGACAAGACAUUGCAAUAUAUCAAUCUAUUUUCUCUAUCUCUCUACUGUACUGUAACCAAGGACUGCGAAACCAAAGACCGGACCCAGCGGCAGCCGCCAUGGCAUCUCCUGGCCCCUAGGGGUCAGCACCAAUCCCUGUAAGCCGCCGGAGGUCGUGGCUGCCGCGCUGUGCUGAGGAGCACUUCCCCCGGUGCUGACGCUCACAAGAGAAUUCGGCUCCUUCCUAGAAGUGCCAUUUUCUUGGGGUUUGUUUUAUUUCAAUGGAGAUUUUACAGAAGCUUGUUUUUUUUUUUGUUUUUUUUUUCUCCUCUUCCGUCGGAAAUGUGAUUGGAUCAUUCCGAGUGGACGGGCGCGGUCAGCCUCGGAGUUUGUAGAAGAUGGAGGUGUAUAUCUCUCAUUAUAUACUCCUGGACCUCCUAGUUAAAGGAGCGCACAGACACUUGAAUGCAAAGGAACCAGUAUUAACGUCAAAUCCAAAGUGCCUUUUAAGCCAAUUUAUUGUGUGGGAUGUGAAUGUAUUUUUUUGUUUUUUUGGUCUGAGAAUCACACGGUGAAUGAAUUUUAGGGUUUUGAAAUGUGAAGAUAUUACGAAUCCUUUCUGAAAUAAAUAGAUAUAUAUAUAUACUUA